AUGUCUAAAAUAAAACGUUUGCUUAUUUUGGAUUUAAAUGGUAUAUUAGUUCAUCGAGUGUAUAAAAAGGAGUAUUAUAAAUAUCAGGACUUAUUUAAAAAUGAAUAUAGAAAUGGCACCAUCGAACGUCCAUUAUAUAAAGGAAAUUUUGCCAUUUGGCUUCGUCCAGGUGUCAAAGAAUUCUUACAAUGGUGUUUAGAUCAUUUUCAUAUUGGUAUUUGGUCAAGUGUUCGAAAAGAAAAUAUGGUACCGUUAAUCGAAGCGCUUUUACCUAAUGAAUCUGAUCAUUCAAAUCUUUUAUUUUAUUGGUGGCAAGAUAUGUGCUUAAUGGAAAAGAAUGACGAUAAGAAUGAAAAGACGUCGACAUCAUUUUAUAAAUGUUUAGAACGUGUAUGGAAUACUCAAUCUCUUGAAGAAAAAUGGAAAUUAAAUCAAAAAAAUGGAAAUUGGCGUGAACAAACGUUGAUUGUGGAUGAUAAUAAAAGCAAAGUGAGGGAUAAUCCAGAAUUUACAGCCAUACAUCCACAAUCAUGGAAAUUGUUUGAUAUUGUUGAAUCUGAACAGGAUGGAGCAUAUAUCAAAUUAUUUAAGAAGGAUAAUGUAUUAGAAGAGAAUGGCGCAUUAAAACAGUGGUUACAAAAAUUACUUGAGUGGGAAGGAACAGUACCACAGUUCGUGAAAAAUAAUGCUUAUGUUGAUCCUCCAAUUGAAGAAUUAAUUAAUGGGAUGAACGAAUAUUUACGAUGUAAUGAUGCAUGGAAUGACAAUUGA
Messenger RNA from Didymodactylos carnosus, 771 nucleotides. Lineage: Eukaryota; Metazoa; Rotifera; Eurotatoria; Philodinida; Philodinidae. The record is from the annotation of a GenBank genome assembly.